Geodia barretti is the source of this 273-nucleotide messenger RNA. NCBI's taxonomy places the organism in Eukaryota, Metazoa, Porifera, Demospongiae, Tetractinellida, Geodiidae. The record is from the annotation of a GenBank genome assembly.
AUGCCACCACAUUCACUAAGCCCCAACGUGCUUUCCUGGGUGCCACAGGAGCAGAUCGAGGAAGUGGCGCUGCAGCAGAUACACAGCCUUUCCGAAAUGCCGUUCAUCUUCAAGCAUGUGGCUGUGAUGCCCGAUUGCCACUUUGGGUUGGGCGCGACGGUGGGUUCGUGCAUCCCCACGCUGAGAGCGAUCAUCCCGGCUGCUGUGGGCGUGGACAUCGGCUGCGGCAUGAUUGCGGCGAAGACGAGCAUGAGCCGCGCCGACCUACCAUGA